Symbiodinium sp. CCMP2456 is the source of this 2640-nucleotide messenger RNA. The record is from the annotation of a GenBank genome assembly. Lineage: Eukaryota; Dinophyceae; Suessiales; Symbiodiniaceae.
AUGCCGGAUACUAUCGAGGUGGGAGAGCAGGAGCAGAGGUCUCUCAUUGCCAGAACUAACGACGUCGCCGUACUACAAGUUGUCGAAGGCGAAGACAACUCAGUCUGUGCGGCAACAGGUCGACGACCAUGCCUGAUGACUACGGGUGCGCUGCUAGCCUCGCUUUUGAUGGCGACCGCGCUGCUGCUCCUGUCUAGACACAGCUUCACACAGGAUCGUUUUUCGACGCUAGUCGUUCCGUCGAAGCAGUUGCAGGACUACAACCAAGACAUGACCUGCACACCAAAGUGCCCCGCCGCACGCCGACUCGCAGAGGAGCCUGAAGACGGCCUCACAAGCCUAGAGCAAUGCUUGGAGCGCUGCCCUUCGGUUGGGUUCAUGGCGGCCAUGGAGUUCGGCGAUUGCAGGGCCAGCUGCGAAAGAAAGCAUCCCGCGGCAGGAAAGAAAGCUCCUGCCUCGGAGCCGCCUCUGGAAGGAUGCAAGCGCACAUGCCGUCAGCACAAGGGCAACUUUUGGCACUUUCUGUACUCCAACUGUGCCAAAACCUGUGCUGCAAAGACGGCUCUCACUCAGGUCCAGUAUAUGCAGAAGUACAACGUCUCCUUCGGGAAAGAAGGCGAAGAAGAUCUGCAGGCGGAGGUCACUGCACUGCUCAGGACGAGGUUCAAGUUCAAGAAGCGUUCCAGCAAUCAUCCCUUCAGCUUCACUUUGGAGACGUACCAGAACAAAGUUGCAGAGGCUUUAGCCAAGGUGUUGGAGAUCCCGGAGAAAGCUCCGCCACCCAGAGUCGUGAUCAGGCAGUACCGACCUGGCAUCCACCACGUGGUACCAAAUGUCCUGAUCAAGGACCCUGGCAACGACGUCGAAGCCGUCGUGGACAUCAAGGGCCUGCCGAUCUCUGACGUGAAGAAGCUGGGUGACAACUCCACACUCGAACAGAUCGACAAGGAGUUGAAGAUGUCGCUGGUCAGGGACGUGACAACCGUGGGACUUGCGGAAGUGUCGCCAAUGGAAGCCCUGGAAAGCACCUCCUCUUCAAUCCAGGGAGACUUCAUGUCUCUGGGCUGGCACACGGUGUGUCGAAUCAACGAGGCUGAUACGACCUUCGAUGGCCAAGGGAAGGUGAGAGUCGUGCAUGGGCAAUCCUUGCGCCAAUGCUCCAUACGCUGGACAGCGGCGCUUGUUCUGAUCUGGUUGUGCUUGGCCGAGGAGGAGCAGGCGAAUUGUGCGGAAGAGGUUGAACGGAAGGAGGAGUCGGAGACGGAGUCCCUUCGUGUGCAGCUGUUGCAGCAACGCGAGUUUCGACUGCAGCGAGGGCCUCUCACAACGGCAGAGGUUCCUGCGAAGCAGCAAUUCAGCUUGCCUGUGGCAAAAGCUUUCGCAACUGUCAGCCAAGCAGCCUUUUGCGGGGCUGACGAAGAGCUACGCAACUGGACUUGCAAGGCCUGCCGAGAUGUCGGGUUUUCACUAACCUUGGGCACUCGGCGGCUGGUACGGCAGGCAGAAUUGGGCGAGGCGGAUUCCACCUUCGUCUUUGUGUCGCGUGCGGAAUGGAUGCCAGAGAAGCCCGAAGCAGAGUGGCUGUGGCCACCUGCGAGGGCCAAGGAACCUCUGAAGCACGGCGGCCAGGAUUGUUACGCUCAUUGUGGUCAGCUUGGCGGCUUCUGUGCCUGGUGCGGCGUGGGAAAUGCAUGCUGCCGGAAAGAUGAGGCCGGAGACCCAGCGGAAUGUGCCAACGCGACCGGGUUCAUCGGUUCUGAGUACCACGAGUGUGUGGCCGUGGCAGAACCGGUCAACAGGAAACCCGUCCUGCAUGGAGGUGAGGAUUGUUGGCUGUACUGCGGCAAGGCUGGCGGUUUCUGCGACUGGUGUGGUGCGGGAAACGCUUGCUGUAGGAGUGGUUAUGACAAGGAUCCGCUUGAAUGCCGUGGGGCUGCAGCCAACUCUUCCCACCACGUAUGCACCGCACCGGCACGAAAUGUGCCGCAGCCAACCACUAAGCGAGAGUUCGGCUGCAUCCUGUCAAUCAGAGGCUCCAAGACGUUUACAAAUGCCUUGCACGAUGCCUUCUUUUGGAGUGACGAGCUCCCAGUGCAGGAGUGUGAUGGAUGUCAAGUAUUCGAUGGCUUCUGGCGAGUGUGGUCCGGCGUAGAAGCGAAGCUUGGGCGAGUCCUCAUUGACAACGGCUGCAUUCCAGGCACGGAGCAUGGCACCAUCCUCCUCACAGGACAUUCGUUGGGCGCUGCCGUGGCAACCAUUGGCAUGUACAUGCUGCAGCUUCGAGGUUACAGCGUGGGUUUGUCCUACAAUUUCGAGUCGCCCCGGGUUGGCAACGAAGCUUUCCACGAUGCAUUUGAUGUGAUGUUCGGUCGAAAAGUGGAUCUCUGGCGAAUCACACGGUCAUGGGACCCGGUUCCUCACGUUCCACCGCUUCCGAUCUAUCACCAUGUUGGAUCCGAAGCCUACUUUCCAAAGGAUGCCAAGGAGCCUGUGGUGUGCCUGGAAUCAGAGGACUCCAAAUGUGCAGAUAGAUAUUCCCUUCUGGAAACACUGAUUUUCGGUUGGGACCACUGCAAGUCUGAACUAGCUGCUCCCGGCCGUGGCUUUGGCGAAGGUAUUUGUCAAUGCGCCGCUGAAUGA